AUGAAAAGAAAAUUUCUGUCGGAGCUUCGACGACCGGGUAUUGACAAUUUGCGAAGAAUGCAGAUUUUAAAGAAAAUCAAUGAUCAAUGUAAGAAGCAGCGGAGUUGUCUGCACUGUGGUGCAAUUAAUGGUGUGGUGAAGAAGGCAGGUGCUUUGAAAGUAAUUCACGACAAGUUCAGAUGGAUUGGUAAAAAGGUUCCUGAUGAAAAGGCCGAGUUUGACAAAUCGUUCGAUGAAGCCAAGAACGCCAAUCCCGAAAUCGAAAAGUUUUUGAAAAAGGCCAUGGACGAUCUUAAUCCUCUGAAAGUGCUGAACCUGUUUAGAGAGAUUUUACCGCAUGAGUGCGAACUGCUAGGCAUGGACCCCACAAAGGGACGCCCGGAAAUGUACAUUUGGAGAGAUGUUCCUGCUCCUCCAGUUUGUAUUCGUCCUUCAGUCAUGCAGGACACAGCCAGUAAUGAAGAUGAUUUGACUGUUAAGCUCACAGAGAUUGUCUGGACCAGUUCGUUAAUUAGAGCUGGCCUUGAAAAGGGUAUGUCAAUAGCGAACCUCAUGGAACAAUGGGAUUAUCUUCAACUCUCACUGGCGUUAUAUAUCAAUGCUGACACGCCGUCUGGUCCUGGUAUGCCUGCAGCCAAGCCUAUCCGUGCACUAUGUCAAAGAUUAAAGGGAAAGCAGGGUAGAUUCAGAGGAAACUUAUCAGGUAAACGUGUGGAUUUCUCAGGAAGAACUGUCAUUUCACCUGAUCCUAAUUUACGGGUAGAUGAGGUUGCUGUACCAGACAGAGUAGCAAAAAUUCUCACCUAUCCUGAAAAGGUCAACAGAUACAACAAGGCGAAACUACAGAAACUGGUAUCUAACGGUGCACUCCAGUACCCAGGAGCCAACUACGUUCUGAAAAAAGAUGGCAUUGGAAGAUUAAAUCUGCGGUUCGCUCGUAAAGACAAUAUAGCCGCUGAGCUACAAAUCGGUGAUAUCGUAGAAAGACAUUUAGAAGAUGGAGAUAUUGUGCUGUUUAACCGUCAACCUUCGUUGCAUAGAUUGUCUAUUCUAUCACAUUUUGCCAAAAUUAGACCAUGGAGAACAUUUCGGCUGAAUGAGUGUGUUUGUACACCGUAUAAUGCAGAUUUUGAUGGUGACGAGAUGAAUCUACACGUUCCCCAGACAGAGGAGGCUAGAGCCGAGGCAAUGGCCUUAAUGGGUGUCAAGAACAAUCUUGUUACUCCUCGAAGUGGUGAACCCAUCAUUGCUGCAACCCAAGAUUUCAUCACAGGUUCAUUCUUGAUUUCGAAGAAGGACCAGUUCUUCGAUCGUGCUUCAUUCUGUGAAAUUUUGUCGAUGAUGUCAGACGGAAAUCUACAAUUCGACCUACCUCCACCAGCUAUCUUCAAGCCUGAACGUCUUUGGACAGGUAAACAAGUGUUCAGUUUGCUCAUCAAACCGAAUAGACAGUCCAAGGUCAUUAUCAAUCUGGAUGCCAAGAACAAAACUUUCCAUGCACCACCUAAGGGAGUACCUAAUGAAAUGUCACCCAACGAUGGUUAUGUUUUGAUUAGAGGAAGUCAAGUUUUGUGUGGUAGUAUGGAUAAAAACACUCUUGGUGAUGGUAAGAAGAAUUCAGUGUUCUACGCAAUUCUACGUGAUCAUGGUCCCGUUGAAGCCGCAAAUGCUAUGAACAGAAUGGCCAAGAUGUGUGCUAGAUGGCUUGGCAACAGAGGUUUCUCCAUCGGUAUUAACGAUGUUACACCUGGAAAAGCACUCAAUGCUCAUAAGGACAGACUUGUCGAGUUGGCUUACAGUCGUUGUGAUGAUUUGAUUGAACAGCUUGCUCAGGGCAAGCUGGAGACUCAACCGGGUUGUAACGAAGAGCAAACAUUGGAAGCCAAAAUUGGUGGUUUGUUGUCGAAAGUCAGAGAAGAAGUAGGUGACGUGUGUAUUAAAGAGUUGGAGAAGUCCAAUGCUCCUCUUAUCAUGGCAACCUGUGGUUCUAAAGGUUCUACUCUUAACGUAUCACAAAUGGUGGCUGUUGUAGGACAACAGAUUAUUAGUGGAAGUCGUGUUCCAGAUGGUUUCCAAAACCGUUCAUUGCCUCAUUUUCCCAAGUUCUCCAAGACUCCUCCUUCCAAGGGUUUCGUGCGAAACUCUUUCUACAGUGGCUUGACGCCUCCGGAGUUUUUGUUCCACGCUAUUUCUGGACGUGAAGGUUUGGUUGAUACAGCCGUCAAGACUGCUGAAACUGGUUACAUGUCACGUAGAUUGAUGAAGUCCUUAGAAGACUUGUCCAGUCAGUAUGACAACACAGUGCGUACAUCAAGCAAUAGCAUUGUUCAGUUUGUAUACGGAGGAGAUGGCCUGGAUCCCUUUGAUAUGGAGGGUGAUGCCAAACCCGUAGAUUUCUCACGUACUUGGGCUCACUGCCAGAAUAUUACCUUCUCCAAUGAAGAGAAAAACCUGUUACCAUAUGAGAUUGUACAAGUAUGCAACUCCAUCAUUGACCCCCUAAUCAACAGGCUAGAGCGAAGGGAUAAUCUUGGCGAGCUGGUUAAACAGGAAGACAGUCAGUUGGAAGUCUAUGUUGACGAGCACGACCCACAGCGUGACUUUUACCAGUCAGUACGAGAAUUUGUGUACAGUAAAGCAGAGGAUUUGGCCAAUGUACGUCUUCGUAAGAACAUGGCCGAUCUGUUAGAACCUCCAGAGGGCGAGUAUGCCAAUGUCGAUUUCGACGAGCUUGUAUCUGUUGAGAAGAAAAUAGCUGUUGACCAGGUAUACAAGAUUUCUAGAAAGCUAGUGGAGACAUUCUUACAAAUCUGUUUGUUCAAGUACGAGCGAGCUAAGGUCGAGCCCGGUACUGCGGUAGGUGCUAUUGGUGCACAAUCUAUUGGUGAACCAGGAACACAGAUGACACUUAAGACAUUCCACUUUGCUGGUGUCGCGUCUAUGAACGUCACACUUGGUGUGCCUCGUAUCAAGGAAAUUAUUAAUGCAUCCAAGACAAUCAGUACUCCAAUCAUUGCUGCUUGUUUGGCCAACGAUGAUGAUGAACGAACAGCUCGUAUCGUCAAGGGAAGAGUUGAAAAGACUAUGCUCAAGGACGUUGCUGCAUACAUUGAAGAUGUGUACUCUGAACACAGUGCAUACGUAUCAAUUGGUAUUGACAUGAAGACUAUUGAUAGGUUACAGCUAGGGUUGACUCUGGACGACAUUCGCAAGGCUAUUCGAUUUGCUCCUAAGCUGAAGUUGACCGACCAGGAUGUGAAUGUUAUCGACCGUUACAACGUUAUCCAGGUCUCAGUACGACCUGUCACGUCGACCAGCAAAGCUGUCGAGACAGUUACCGCGUCUGGUCUGACAUACAUGGAUUCCGAAUUGUUCCAACGAGCUCAACACCUGAGACGGGUGUUACCAGAUGUCGUCGUUAAGGGAUUCCCCGAUAUUGCUCGUGCAGUGAUCAAUAUCCGUGAAGACAACGGCAAGAAAGAGUUACUAGUAGAAGGAUACGGACUACAGAACGUCAUGAUCACAGAUGGUGUUGUUGGACACAAAACCACAACUAAUCACAUUCUGGAAAUGAGACAAGUGCUCGGUAUUGAAGCGGCAAGGUCCAGUAUUAUCAACGAAAUCCACUAUACUAUGACCAAACACGGCAUGUCGGUAGAUCCUCGACACAUUCAGCUUCUCGGAGACGUCAUGACGUUCAAGGGAGAAGUGUUAGGUAUCACACGUUUCGGUCUGGCCAAGAUGAGAGACAGUGUGCUACAACUAGCCUCGUUCGAAAAGACAACCGACCACCUGUUCGAUGCCUCGUUCUACAUGAAGACAGACAAAAUCGAGGGUGUUAGUGAAUGUAUCAUCCUCGGCCAGAGCAUGAGCAUCGGUACUGGCGCUUUCAAAGUGGUGCGACCGCUGGAAGACGUCGACCAGGCCGCUUCCUACCUCAGCAAACCCACUAUUUUCGAGGACCUCUGCGAGACUUAUGCCUAA
Sugiyamaella lignohabitans is the source of this 3984-nucleotide messenger RNA. RefSeq names its product DNA-directed RNA polymerase III core subunit RPO31 (gene RPO31). The coding region runs from base 1 to 3984 and encodes 1327 amino acids. Gene Ontology annotation, molecular function: DNA-directed RNA polymerase activity; DNA binding. The record is from RefSeq and is a predicted model, not a curated record. Gene Ontology annotation, biological process: DNA-templated transcription. The transcript has a single exon. Lineage: Eukaryota; Fungi; Ascomycota; Dipodascomycetes; Dipodascales; Trichomonascaceae.